CAUGCGCACCCAGAUCUACAGCAACAGGCUAUUGUGAAAAAAGGCAAGUCGGAGCAUAGUGCUACAGACUGGUGAAUUUCUUCAGAGUAGCUUGCAGGCACCUGUUAGCACGUCUUAUCCUGAAAGCACAGAACCAAAUCAAAACUAACAAGCAUGGAUAAAAACAGCCGUGACAACAUUUAUGAAACAAUUCAAACUGAAAACGACUAUGAGACUCCGGAUGACCAAUACGAAACUCCUAAAUAUGAGAAUAUAAAUGAAAACAAAAAUGACAACCAAGGUGCUGUGUAUGAACGUCCAACAGACGUGAAGGAUGUAAGCUCCUGCCUUGCGGACCAAACCUACGAGUCAUUGCCAGAGAUGGAUCCUGCGUCUCCUUUGUCCACCGGUUCCCCGGAAUACAUGGACACUCGACAAACUCCGGAUGAGAACAAGCCUCCGUUAAUCCAGGGAAGUGAGAAGGAAGGCGACGACUCAUCCUCGUCUUCUUCCCAUCAGGGCGACGACGAGAAGGAAGGGUUUCAGUCUUCAGUGAGAGGCAUGAAUGAAGACUACGAGUCUUCGUCUCAGCAUAGUGAAAAUGAGAAAGAGCCAUCCGCUUUUCUGAACAUAGAAAGAGCCCGUUCUGGAAGCUCAAGCUCUUCCCAACAAAGUGAACCCGUGGAACAUAACCUGGGUGAAGAAGAAAUGGCGAGUCCCACAGAGGUGGAAGAGGACAACGUUGAUGACGGGAUGCUUAUGGCUUACCGAUUGCCAACAAAGACCGCCGGGACCGACGAAGUCGAUUUCAACAACCAUCAAAUUAUUGACAACAAUAAUAUUGGGGAGACACACAAAGCGGACCCCGAUCAAGCGGAGAUCUCGCUCUUUGUGAAGGCUGGAAGUGAUGGGGAGAGUAUUGGAAACUGUCCAUUCUCUCAGCGACUCUUCAUGAUCCUUUGGCUCAAAGGAGUUGUCUUUAAUGUCACCACAGUUGACCUGAAAAGGAAACCUGCAGACCUGCAUAAUCUGGCUCCAGGAACACACCCCCCUUUUCUGACCUUCAAUGGUGAAGUUAAGACUGAUGUGAACAAAAUAGAAGAGUUCCUGGAGGAGGUCUUAGCUCCACCAAAAUAUCCCAAACUGGCUGCUAGACAGAGGGAGUCAAACACAGCUGGGAAUGAUAUUUUUGCCAAAUUCUCAGCAUACAUCAAGAACACAAAGCCAGAGGCCAAUGAAGGUCUGGAAAAGGGUCUGAACAAGGCUCUGAAGAAGCUGGACAAUUAUCUGAACAGCCCUCUCCCCGACGAGAUUGAUGCCAACAGCACAGAGGACGAGAAGACUUCAAAUCGCAAGUUUCUGGACGGAGACGAUUUGACACUCGCUGACUGCAACCUCCUGCCAAAACUCCAUAUAUUGAAGAUCGUUGCGAAAAAAUACCGGAACUACGAAAUUCCAACGGAAAUGACAGGAGUGUGGCGGUACCUGAAGAACGCUUAUGACCGUGAUGAGUUCACAAACACCUGUGCGGCAGACAAAGAAAUAGAGCUAGCUUACUUGGAUGUGGCAAAGAGGCUUUCAAAGUAAGGCUUAAGAACAAAGCCAUUCAAGUGGUACUCAUAGGACAUAAAUCCCUGCAAUCUGGCUGCUGUUGCCUUUUUCUUUCAAGUGGCAUCACCAUUUAUCAGUAUCAUUAUCUGUAUUGGCUGGGACAAAUCUUAUGCCACUAGCGCCUCUGUUGUCAAAGAUAUUUCUUUUCCAGGAAGUUUCAUGUCUGUCGUCCUUCUUUUCACAGAUGUGCAAUAUUUGCUGACCUUAAUGUAAAGCUUUAGUGCUUCUUUUGAGAAUUUCAUUUGAUUGAAAAUAUCACACAGUCGCAUGACAAGCUAGCCACUCAAGCAAUAGCUCGGAUUGGGUGCCACAAUUAAUAAAUUAUUAUUUUUUUACAAAUUUCCAAGUUUUGCUCCUUCAUGUGGCUUGUAAGGUUCAGUAUAAUAAUCAACUUAAAAAAAACGUAUAUCUGCACAAACCCAUCAUUCAGACACGUUCAGACAGUGUUACUUCAUUACUUCAUACUUUUUCUUAGAACUGUCCAUUCUUGCUCAGGUAUAGUACUUCUAAAUACUAAAAAUAUUAUUAGUUACUUACAAAUGUACUAAUGUACUAAUGAUUUAAAAUCCUGAGCAAUCCUUUACCUUUGUCAUUUGGCCAUUUGGUGUGUAGUCCCUUUGACCAUAAUUGCCUGAAAAUAUUAUUUAAACAAUCAUGUCUAGCAAAUUACAUAUUUUUUUAAAUAUACAGUAAACAAUUAGAGUUCUUAAUUUUUUCCUCUUAAAUCUGUUGUUAUUUACAUUUAACCACUGAAAACUUAAACCCUAACUGUCUUUGUACUCAGGGUAAACAUUUGUUCUUAUAUAAAUAAAGAAAUUACAUUUGUUAGGAGUGUGAAAGUCCAAAUUGAUAUAAGCUUCAAUAAUUAAAAUAUUAACAUAGUAUCCAAGUAUAUUAGUGUAUUGAUUGUCACUUGUGCAAAGUAUUGUGUCCUAGAAUAUAGUUCUGAAUAUAGUGGCUUGUGCAAUUUCACUGACAUGACUCAUUAGCAAUGUAUAACUCUCAAGAUAGGAGCGCUUGAAUUCUAGAAUCUAGAAUUCUUAUGUCUAAAAAUACAAGUGAAGUGAAUAUGGAUCUUUUAAAUUCCAGUGUAGAGACAUUACACCUGGUCACCUGGACACUAAUGUAGAACCUAUGCUCAAAGUAUUACACAUGUUGGUAGGUCUAUACAGUAUGUGAAAGCUGUAACCAAAUCACAUGGUGCAGCUUCAUUUUACACAAAUUAUAGUUACUACAGUAUUUAAGAUUACUAAAAAUCUGGAGGCCAGGACAAUCAGCAUCCAGACUAUUGUUUAACAGCUUUGCUGCAAUAAUGCUGAUGCUGUUUGUGAAACAAUGUAAGUCCAGUCUGAGCUUUGUCAUGUUAGUUUUCUGUGCUCAAUUUAGGGAUUUUAUUACAAUCUGCAGCAUUUUUUCCAAACGCUAUUCUAUGAGUCUAGCUAUGACCACUAAAAUACAACACCUGGAUAUUUUGUACUUACAGCAGAUGAAAUAUUAUUGCCUACAUUGUUAGUGUUUAGCUGGUGGUAUACCAAACACAUUUCAUUUAUUAGAACCAGUGCUUGAAAUGACCUCUGUUUUGUUUCACAUUCUACCUCUGCUGCAGUCAAGAUUUUCUUUCUGAGGCCUGACCACCUGUGCGUUUUGUUGAUAGUCUGGGGACUCACAGGUCAAGACAGCAAAAGAGCAAAUUCACCAAUAAAAAAAUGUAUCUUUACCGUUCAAUUGUGUUACUUAGGUUAUGUAAAAAAAAUUGGGAAAUUCUCAUGUUUUUAAAUUGGUUGUUAAAAGUUAGGUUUCAGGAGGCAAGAAUAAGCUUAGUGCAAGACAGCAAAAGUGAUGAAUUGCACACAUCUGUAAUGAUAUGCACCGUCUAAAAUUGUCAUUGUAAAUGUUAAGGUAAAAUGGCAAAACCAUUCAUACUGUACAUAAGGUUUAGUAGUGGAGCUGACAUGUCUGUCUCAAUUCAGAAACAAUUAUUUGAAUUAUUUUUAAAAAUGGGGAAGGAGGAAUAUGCAGGAGUUAAACUGACAUCCCUCUACUUGAUGGUGACUUUUUCUUUUUGAUUAAAAGCGUCAUGCAAUCAGAAUUUGUCUUAAAUUCUGGCAAGCUCCAGCGCAUUAGGUUUAAAGGUGUAAGUCACUGGCUGAAAAUCAUGGUAAUCUGCACCAAUUAUGCCAGUAACGACUCAGGUUAAGUAACUGAGAAUGUGGUUAGAAUGAAAGUCUGGAACGGAGACACCCAAUGUACAUAUAGCAGAACAAAACUUUAGUGACAGAUGCAAACACUGUUUAUCUAAUAUUAUAUGGUUUUGAUAUUUUUUCGUUAAUGUCUUUUAUGUGCUUAGUUUUCUCAAGGUUUGUCCCAGACCAGGAUUUUUUCUUGCAUAUAUUAUUUUGAGCAAACGGAAAGUUGAUAGUAACUUUGUCAAUGGUCAUGAAGUCAGUUCUUAGGGAAUUCUCUGCUGUGAACCUCUUGGUCACUGAAGAUAUAGAUAUAUUGAAAAUCAUCGUUUUCAACAAGCUGCGCUAACAAACAUGCAGUCCCAUUGAAACUGCGCCAGACAUUUUACAGAAAUACUGAGGAAGUAUUGCUUGGUGGUAUAAACAAACUGUAGAUACAAUAUACACAUCAUUUAUGUGUACACACAGUAUUAGGAACAGUGCUUACAUCAUACAUUAUGUAAUGUUUUGUAUUUAGCCAAUUAUAAAUUAAUUAAAAUUGAUCUCUUAAUGAAAAAAUAAAUGCAAAUAUGAUAGUGUAGUGAUUUUUUUCCAAUGGUCUUUACCUUUUCUUCUAUUCAAUUUAUUGGAUUUUAAAAGUAAAAACAUUUUCCAGUCUAAAUAUUUAUUAUACUUUACAAACCUUUUGGUCAACAAUUUAUUUUAAUAAAAAUCUAUAACAUAAUUGUGUGCUGAGAAUUUUGCACACUACUAUAGUAUAAAUACUGUACUGUGCACUACAUAUAUACAUAUCACAUUUGUAAAAUGACUAGAAAUCAUAGGAAAAGUAAAUACUAAUUAAUAUUGUGUGGUCCAAACUUAAUAAUGUUUUGUGGAAAUGGUGUAUGUUGAAUUGGGCAGAAAAUGUAAACACGUCAAGCUCUACUAGUAAAACUUUAAGCAUGAUUUCUCAUGACGAGUGAAACAGCACCAUCUACUGGCAGAAAUAUUUAUCACUAAUCCUCACAGUUGCUUCUCUGUGAUGAGUUCAUGUUCACGUUGUCCCUGAGUAAGGUAGUUUCUAUACCCACCCUAUGAAUGGCUAAAGAUUUGUAACGAUGUUAACGUUCGAAAACACCUAAAAAGUAGUAUCAAGGUAAAAGCUGAUGAAUAACUGAUGAUGAGUAAUUGUUUUUAAAAGUACUCCAAUAUAAGUUUUGUGAGAUAUAAAAAUAUAAAUAAAAUCACUUAACCAAAACUAAAAUAAAAGUGUUAUUUUGGUACUACAGUAUAUAUUGUAGAACUGGUGUAAAGACAGACUAAAAACAGUGAAAUUAUAGAACUAUAUUACUGCAAUAAAUCCCUCAUGUCUCCUUCCCCUACUCUCCUUUAUUGCUGGAACUGUCAAGAUUCUCGUGUUUGUAGUGUCAAGUGUUGAUCAGAUUCUGUUCAUAGAUAGAUUAGUGUAACAGUUCUGUUGCAGCUGUAAUUUGUUAAGAAUUGUGACUUGAGCCUUCCUUUGUGCCAGGGUACAUGAUGUCCAUAAGAAUUUAAAAUUCCAGCAAUACAUAUGUUGAUAUAUGAACCAUCGAAUCUUCUGAAACCAGCAGUAAUUAUUUUGCUAAAAAAUGCUGUUCUACAGUAGGGGGUGCUUUUGAUUUACUGUUCAUGGAUGGUUCAAUUAAACUGUUGUGCUGAUCCAGCUUCAGGUCACUACAACUAAGAUACACUAAGGUUUCUGAAGACCGUCCUUCAGAAUUCUGUCCUGAAUUGUACACUCCCACCUAAUUGAUGGAUAUGUGAACAGAAAUGGAAAUGCAAACAAUUCAGGGAAGCUCGAAAUUGUCUUUCAGACUACACUGACUGCUGCUGAAAUAAAAGUGUCUAUUUUCACUAAAAGGAA
This is a messenger RNA of Lepisosteus oculatus (spotted gar), 5655 nucleotides long. It is a transcript of the gene clic5a, whose product is annotated as chloride intracellular channel 5a. NCBI's taxonomy places the organism in Eukaryota, Metazoa, Chordata, Actinopteri, Semionotiformes, Lepisosteidae. The record is from RefSeq and is a predicted model, not a curated record.